Molecule: messenger RNA, 1813 nt
Organism: Octodon degus (degu)
Lineage: Eukaryota; Metazoa; Chordata; Mammalia; Rodentia; Octodontidae
Gene: Rpp38
Product: ribonuclease P/MRP subunit p38
Exons: 2
Coding region: 456-1370 (304 amino acids)
Biological process (GO): tRNA 5'-leader removal
Cellular component (GO): ribonuclease MRP complex; nucleolar ribonuclease P complex; fibrillar center
Molecular function (GO): ribonuclease P activity; ribonuclease P RNA binding
Source: RefSeq, a predicted model, not a curated record
AUUCGACUGUUUUGCCAAUCGAAGACGCCUGCGCGAGGCUCCCGGAGCAGGACGCCGGCGGCAGGCUGACGGAGUACUCCAGCUGCGGUCGCUCUCUGGAAGCACCCCGAUUCCCUCGUCUUUCCGAGGGCUCAGGAUUCCUACAUAAUUCCGGAAGUACGUGCUCUACCCAACUUCCUAACUAAUCCCUCUCAUUUUAUUUGAUUUUUCACGAUGCGCUUGGACUCCGCGUCUCUGGAUCGAAACAAGGUUACAACGCUAAGACGCUGUGUAGCACAAACCUAGAAAGAGAAGACCCCGCAGGAGACGCGAGACCAAACCGCGAGAACUGCGAGACCGCAAGCUGUUCCCGUGGUAACCGUAGGUUCUCGCGAGACAGGUCUUGCGCCUGCGCAUUAAAGCUUGAAUGCUGCCCGAAACUUUGAGCUCCAGUCCUUCACCUAAGGUCCUUAAAGAUGGGUCCUUGCCUGCUCGGUGCAACGCUGAGGGCCGACUGCCCCCUUAGGGUUUUCAAAAUGGCUGCUGCCCCUCAAGCACCAGGAAGGGGUUCUGUUCGUAAGACCAGGCCUCUGACUGUGAAGACUUCACUGAACAACCCAUUCGUCCUCUGCUGGAGCACCCUAGAGAGAGAGGACAUGAUGUUCAUAUUACAGACGCUUGAGGACAGGUUCAGAUCUGUUGGACUUCAGAAAAUAGAGGAUAAAAAGAAAAGGAAAAAGCCACUUCUUAUAAAAGAGCAAGGUAGAGAAAAAUGUGGCCUAGACAUUGGUUUGAUUGAGGACCUGAAGGAGGAAAAGCCCGAUGCUGACCAGCAGGCUUCAGGGUGGACAUCUGUGCAUGUCAGGAAGCAGCUCGCCCUUGGCGUUAAUGAGGUCACCCGGGCCCUGGAGAGGAGUGAGCUGCUCUUGGUGCUCGUGUGCAAGUCAGUCAAGCCUGCCAUCAUCACCUCACACUUGAUCCAGUUAAGUGUAAGCAGAUCUGUUCCUGCCUGUCAAGUUCCCCGGCUCAGCGAGAGAAUUGCCCCUGUCAUUGGCUUAAAAUGUGUGCUAGCCUUGGGGUUUAGAAAGGGCACCUCCGACUUUGCAGAUGAAGUAAGAGCUAUCAUUCCCCGAGUGCCAAGCUUAAAUGUACCAUGGCUUCAAGACAGAAUUGAAGAUUCUGGCGAAAGCAUAGAGAUGGAGUUGUUGGAAGACCAAGACAAAGAGAUUUUGGAUACUUCAUUUGAAGACCUCUCAAAGCAUAAGAGAAAAUUUGCUGAAGGGAAGCUGGGUUCUGCUAUAGCAUUACAACCACUUAAAAUAAAGAAACUAAUUCCCAACCCUAACAAGAUAAGGAAACCACCUAAAAGUAAAAAAACUAUUUUGAAGUAAUCUUGGAGAAAUCUGACAUUUUUAUAGAAGCCUUAAAACAAAGUAAGCUACAUAAAAUUUGCAUGUAUUGUUGGGACCUGGUAUAGCCAUGUCCCUUUAAGAUGUGUAAUACAAGUCUUCCCAACUGUGGCACAGAUAUGCUGAAGCUUAAAUACACUUAAGUUCAGGAAAAAAAAAAAAAUUAAAAUGAGUAUCAAAAGAAAAGUUUAUUGAAACUAAUAUCCAUGCUCUUGUAAAUUUAUUGUUUUAAAGGCUGGUACACUGCUUGUUAGCAAGAACAUCUGUGUCCUACAAUACUUAACAGUUUUCUGCCAAAUUUGGAAAAUGGGCCACGUGGUCCUAGAAGCUGGGUCAGUGAAACAACUGGAGCAGCAGUAUCAUUUUAAAGGAAAAAUAAAUGCAAGUAAUACAUUGUUCUCAGAAGCAGUAUUUUUUUUCUUAAG